This is a messenger RNA of Orbicella faveolata, 2625 nucleotides long. RefSeq lists its product as uncharacterized. The record is from RefSeq and is a predicted model, not a curated record. Lineage: Eukaryota; Metazoa; Cnidaria; Anthozoa; Scleractinia; Merulinidae.
CGGUGGCAUCGAAGACCCCGUUAGACGUUUUGAACAAUCGAAUGUCUGACAUAUCUCGAUUCAGGUCCAGUUGUUGAGGCGCGGUAGCCUCUUGGUUUGUGCGCUCUUCUCAGAUCGAGCGAUCCGGGUUCGAGCCCUGGUUAGGUGCUUUGUGUUAAAUCUCACAGUGCUUAUCUCCACCCAUGAGUAUAUAUAAAUGGGUACCAACGAACUUAAUGCUGUGGGUAACCCUGCGAUGGACUAGCAUCCCAUCCAGGGGGAGUAGAAAUAUUCCCAGUCGCUUCAUGCAACAGAGACCAGAGAUAAGUGCUUGCUAAUGAGCCACUUGACACGCAUGCAGACUUAACCUUUUUUUCACAUGGAUUCUCAGAAUAAGUGGGUAUACUACAUGGUUUUAACUAGUUGGUUUUAUAUUGCUUCCCUGCUUGAAUGCUAGGGGUAAAAGUAAGGGUUAAGGUUGACUUGGAUGCUAGCGCAAGACCAACAACUAUAUUCGUACAUUCAGCGCCAACAGGGAGACAUUGUAUAGGGAUGCUGCAGCCAAGCCAAAUUAUUGCGCCUGCCUCCGGCUGGUGCAGAUAUGCACGAGUUGGAGGUGGGGAACUUGUGUUCGCCUGCGGGAUUGAUGAGGUCGCUUAAAUGGGACUCGUUUUGAAUUGAUUUUUUUGUAUCACGAACUAGCGCGUCGCGAAUCGAAAGAUGCGCGAAACCCUAAGAUCUAGCAAUAGCCAAACCUGUGCAAAGAUUUUGCGCGCGUGGACAGACCAAACGACAUUACACGUCUUUCCAUCCCCCACGGAAACAUCCACACAGCUGUCAUGGUAACAGUAAUCGCGGAAGAAUUGGGUAACUUAUGGGAGGGAGUGAGAAAAAACUCCUUGCACUUUGCCCAGACAGUAUGAGGAGAGUAUUGUGCCUGUUUAGAGAAAAUGCAAAACUCUUAGCUGCAAAAAAUUUUCAAAGCGAUCGUCUAGUUGCAAAUCUAAUCUAAAUAUUAAUGUGGACAUUUUUCCAGUAUUUGCAAGCUACGCGCAUGGCUGUUCUUCCAAAGGAAACAACGCUGCUACUACUGUUUGUUCUCUUCUACGAAAACUUGACACUGGAACAAGAACCCUAUCAAUAUUUUGAGAAGAACUGGUGCCGAGAACGUACACUGCGAACCGAUUGGCGGACGUACACUCACUCGUGCCCAAGCUACACGCGACAUUGGGCUUUCGACGUGUGGUCCGACGACUUCAAGACUAACCCUAACCUGAGUUAUAUUUCCGGGGCAGAAAUCAAUCCCGCGGGACAUUUCAGUAAGGUUUACAUUCAGUCUGUGACGGUCUUGAACCGCACAAAGACGUUCGGCGGUGAUGCGUGGCGUAUGAGAGUGAACGGCCAGGCGGAUCUUGUAGCGUCAAUGCACGAUAUGGAAAAUGGCACUUACCAGGCCAUGUUUCUUCCAAUGGAGCAAGGGACCUAUUCACUGCAGAUUGUGUUAGAUUACACGUUAUGUCACGGACUCAAAAAUCCGCCUCCUGAUUGGUUUAGCAGAGGCUGCCGCCAUGGAUCUUUUCAAAGACCAGGAACGUUAAUAGCAUCAGAUGACUACAUUAACAGACCCCUGUUUUACGGUGCAUAUUUCUCCAUACAAGUUCCGCCUGCUGAUCUGCAGGACGCUCAAUAUUUAGAUUCAUUGUUCAACACGAGUGCCCAGUGGUGUAAUGAGAGAUGUAAUAUGCUCUGGGAUGGUUUUGGAAGAUGGAUCAAUAACUACUGGGUGCCCUAUAAAAACGUUGAUUACAGUUCCCCGCGGUCAGGUCACAGGCAGGGGUCUGGUGUCUUAUGGAUAUAUGGCGACUCGCAUAAUCGACGGUUCUACGAAUCUCUUCAACGAGGAAAGCUGUGCACUCGUGUUUUCCGCGCUUGUUAUCACACAGAUGUUUGGGUCUAUUGGUUAAGUUCGGUGAACUCGAACGAAAUGGAUCUCAGUUACGGAGGUCAGGAUAUUAACGUGACACAAGUGGUAGGAGAGCUCCGAAAAGUCGUGACGCAGCCUUUGAUGGACCAAGAUAGCGCCUUAGUACUAAACGCUGGAGUUCACCUCUUGAAAAGCACAAGUUUUAGAAAUUACCAGAAGGUCAUCAAAGGUUUUAUUCGACUUCUAAGGGGCAUCUACAGAGGUAAAGUGAUAUGGAAGACCACGCCCUCCCUUGGCAAACAGACCGAGCUGUAUACUGGCUGUUCUCGGCGCUUUCACACUGAACAGCGAAUUAAAUUGUUCAACGCCUACGCUAUGAAGAAAAUGUGUGAAGCUGGUAUCCCUGUGCUGGAUGUGUAUCACAUCAGUGCAGCAUACCCUCACGGCACUAUUGAUGGCAUCCAUUAUCCACACUUUGUAUUCUACCCAGCAGAGGACGCAUUGGAAAAAUACUUCACCACUUGACUUCUAUACUCGCGGGUAGUGCUACUGCCUAUUAUUACUGACCUGUAAUGCGAGCCUUGAUAAAGAGUCACAAUGGUUUGUCCGCACAUGUAUAUACCUGUGUAUUUUCUUUCGCGUCCUCGGACAGGUGAUCAAAUAUUACUUCUUGUUAGCGCUGGGCUCGGUGAUUUUUCAGGAACAUUCAAAGACGUUUUGUU